AUGGCAGUGUUUUGAUUUAUUUACGUUUAUCGCUGUGAGUUGAAAUUCCAGUCUGUCAAUAGAAUAAUCAUCGGUUGGAAUUAUGCAAUCUACCAUAAAACUACUAGGUCAAACUGCAGUGAGAAAACUAACUACUACAACAGCUAAUAUGGCCACAUCUUCCUUCUCCAAUAAGUACAAAUUUGAGACAUUAUUGGUGUCCACUCCCAGAGAAUAUGUAUAUCAUGUGGAACUUAACAGACCCCAGCAAUUUAACACAAUGAACAGUGCCUUCUGGAGGGAAAUGGUGGAGUGCUUCCAAGCCAUCAGUGAAGACAGUGACUGUAGGGUUGUAGUCUUGUCUGCCAAUGGUAAACACUUCACAGCAGGUCUUGAUUUGACUGACAUGGGUCCAUUGAUGGAAACAGUUUUGGGUGAUGGUGAUGUUGCGAGGAAGUUCCGAACUCUUCAGCAGUUCAUUAAAAGCUAUCAGUUGUCUUUCACAUCAGUCGAGCAGUGCAACAAGCCUGUAAUUGCUGCUGUGCAUGGAGGUUGCAUUGGUGGAGGUGUAGACUUGAUCACUGCUGCUGAUAUUCGUUUUUGUACCCAAGAUGCUUUCUUCCAAAUUAAGGAAGUAGAUAUUGGGCUUGCGGCUGAUGUGGGAACUCUGCAACGCUUACCGAAAGUGAUUGGUUCAGAUAGCCUGGUCCGUGAAUUAGCUUAUACGGCGCGCAAAAUGUUCGCUGAUGAAGCAGCUCAGGCUGGCCUAGUGAGCCGAGUGCUGUCCGAUAAAGAAAUUAUGCUAAAAGUAGCUUUGGAGAUAGCCAGUGCUAUUGCGGAUAAAUCACCGGUAGCUGUUCAAGGAAGCAAACAUAACCUAAAUUACGCACGGGAUCAUUCAAUCGAAGAAGGACUAAAUUAUAUGGUGAUAUGGAAUGCUGCUAUGUUGCAAUCAGAAGAUUUACGUGUUGCCGCCAUGGCUUCUAUGGAUCGUAAAGGUCCCCCUCCAUCUUUUUCAAAGCUUUAAAGGGCUGCUAUAAAAUGAACUGCAUCUCCUGGUGAUUGAAAUUCUAGAAUGAUGAAAAUAACAUAGAGUUCGAAAUGCCUAA
Messenger RNA from Daphnia magna, 1088 nucleotides. RefSeq names its product delta(3,5)-Delta(2,4)-dienoyl-CoA isomerase, mitochondrial-like. The transcript has 5 exons. NCBI's taxonomy places the organism in Eukaryota, Metazoa, Arthropoda, Branchiopoda, Diplostraca, Daphniidae. The record is from RefSeq and is a predicted model, not a curated record. Bases 83 to 1006 code for a protein of 307 amino acids. Gene Ontology annotation, cellular component: mitochondrion. Gene Ontology annotation, molecular function: delta(3,5)-delta(2,4)-dienoyl-CoA isomerase activity.